Heteronotia binoei (common prickly gecko) is the source of this 4081-nucleotide messenger RNA. RefSeq names its product platelet derived growth factor C (gene PDGFC). Gene Ontology annotation, molecular function: platelet-derived growth factor receptor binding; growth factor activity. The record is from RefSeq and is a predicted model, not a curated record. Lineage: Eukaryota; Metazoa; Chordata; Lepidosauria; Squamata; Gekkonidae. Gene Ontology annotation, cellular component: membrane. The transcript has 6 exons. Gene Ontology annotation, biological process: positive regulation of ERK1 and ERK2 cascade; positive regulation of protein autophosphorylation; positive regulation of cell migration. The coding region runs from base 1415 to 2452 and encodes 345 amino acids.
AGCAGGAGACUUUCCCUGUAGUCCUUUUUCCUUUUCCAGCACCUGUUGUGUUGCCAGUGAAGGAGGGCGCGCGCGAGAGAGCCAGCGAGCGUCCAGUAGCAGGCUUGAACUUUGCACGACUUCUCAGUUGCUGGUGCUGCCGCCUCCCGAGCAGGAGCGAACGUCACCCUGCACUGCAGCCGGGAACGCCUGGCUGGCCAUUCUGGGCUUCCUGCGGGCUCUUGCUGUUGUGGCGGAGGCGGCUGCGGCGACUCCUCCUGCUGAGUCGUGAAGGGAGAUUUCUUCUUUCCACCACCACCUUUUCCCGCCAGACCCGGGGAGGGGAGCGGGAGGAGGGGAGAGGAAGAAAGAGAGGCGAGGAAGUUCAGGCCGCGGAGUCUGUGUGGAGGAAAGGGAGGACCUUGAAGAGUUGGAGGAGAGCGGAGAACUGGGUUGGGAUAAGACCAUAGAAGGUUCUGUGCGGAAGAUAGCUGAAGUGAGCCGGGAGGGCGCGCAAGAAUUUGGGGUGGAGGAGAAAAUACUUUAAGGGGGGUGGGAGGUAGGAAAGCCUUGAGGUAAAAAAGGGGGUUUAUUCUGGUGGGAGGAGGUAUUUUUAUACUCUCUCCGCGCUCUUGUCAAGCAGACUUGGGCGUAAAACGGAAACCAGGUGCUGCUUGCUGCUGCUGUUGCGUCUGAGCAGCUGCUUGGGAGCGGCUAGCAGGAGCUUGGAGUUUCCUCGUUGCCUUUCCCCGGCCUGCCUGUGUCUUCGCUCGCAGCUCGCUUUUAUUUUCCCACCCAUUUCCGAUCUCCUCUUCCCCUCCUCCCCUGAUCAGUCAGGAAUGAUGCGGGAGAGUGGCAGUAACACGUGAAAGCAAAAGGGGGAAAAAAAAAAAUCGGGAGUCCUAAGCGGGGGGGGGGGUGAAAGAAGCUGGCUGGGCAGCGUGGCUGCUUCGUAAUAAGGGAGAAGGUGGGUUUUUUCCCUCCCCAAGGGGGCUCUCUUUCUUCCACCCCUUGUGCUUCAGUCAGUCGGGUGAUUUUUGGUUCCUGAAGCUGACAGGUGCUCCUUCGAGUCAGCAGCCGCUUCUCGCACCCUUUUCUCCUCCUCUUCUUGACUUUCCCGAUUCCACCCCCUUCCUUCCAUGCUUGUCGUGCCCUUGGGAAGCUGAUUUCAGAGCCCCGGUUAUGCUUUGAACUUUAGGGCGAGAAAGAAACCCUGGAGACGCUGGGGGAAAAGACUGUAGCGGGACAAAAAAAGUUUUGGAUGGGAUUAUGCGGAAACUACCCUGCUCUUUGCUGCCCGAGCAGGCUCAGUGCUGCUUUCUCCCUAGCGGUGCAGCCUUCGCGUGGUGGUCGAGGUGGUGAAAAGGACGCGGGGAGGGCUUGAGCCGCAAGUGCUUUGGCGUGUGUGCGUGAGAGUUUAGACCCGGCUUGCCAAAUGCUCCUCUUCGGGUUCCUCUUGCUGACAUUUGCCCUGGUCAGCCAAAGACAGGGAGCUCAAGCCGAAUCGAACCUGAGCAGCAAGUUCCAAUUCUCCAGCGCCAAGGAGCAAAACGGAGUGCAAGAACCUCAGCAUGAGAAGAUUAUUACAGUAUCUGCUAAUGGAAGUAUUCACAGCCCUAAAUUCCCAUAUACUUAUCCCCGCAACACAGUACUGGUGUGGCGAUUAGUAGCAAUUGAGGAGAAUGUGUUGAUACAGCUCACUUUUGAUGAAAGGUUUGGGCUUGAGGACCCAGAAGAUGAUAUCUGCAAGUAUGACUUUGUAGAAAUUGAAGAGCCUACUGAUGGCAGUAUUUUAGGGCGGUGGUGUGGUUCCACUGGUGUUCCCGGCAAACAGAUUUCCAAAGGGAACCAAAUCAGAAUAAGAUUUGUUUCUGAUGAAUAUUUUCCUUCUGAGCCUGGAUUUUGUAUUCACUAUACUCUUCUCACACUGCAUCAGACAGAAUCUGCCAGCCCCACAGUGUUACCACCUUCCGCUUUCUCUUUAGACUUGCUAAACAGUGCUGUGGCUGGAUUUAGUACUGUGGAGGAACUUAUCCGGUACCUUGAACCAGACAGAUGGCAGUUAGACUUGGAAGACCUGUACAAACCAGCUUGGCAGCUCCUUGGAAAAGCAUACAUUCAUGGGAGAAAAUCUAGAGUGGUUGAUCUGAACCUUCUGAAGGAAGAAGUGCGAAUGUAUAGCUGUACUCCUCGCAACUUUUCUGUGUCACUUCGGGAAGAGUUGAAGCGAACAGACACCAUCUUUUGGCCUCUUUGUCUGCUGGUUAAACGUUGUGGUGGAAAUUGUGCCUGCUGUCAGCAUUCUUGUAGUGAAUGCCAGUGUGUCCCCACCAAGGUCACCAAAAAAUACCAUGAGGUUCUACAGCUGAAGCCCAGGAGUGGUGUAAGGGGACUGCAUAAAUCUCUGACAGAUGUACCUUUGGAACAUCAUGAGGAAUGUGAAUGUGUUUGCAAAGGAAAUGCAGAAGGAUAAAGGAAGCUAGAUGUGGUUGUUUCUUUUGCAGAGCAUUCAAACAGUGGGUGAUUCUGUUCUGGGGCUUGUGCAUUAAUUUCCUUCUAUAAUCUCAGUUGUUUUCUUUGAAAAUCAUCAUGACUGACAGUUCUGGGAGAAAAAAAAGACAAAAUCGAACUAGGGUUCUUUGUAAUUUUGGAGCUCUGUUGCUUGAAGGCCCACUAUAAAGAUGAGCAGAAGGCACCAAUGAGGAAGUUUUUUUCCUCCAAAUAUCUCAUCUCUUUCAUUCAUCUUGCAUUUAAAAGGAUUAAAGUUGAGGAGUAUGGGGAAAAACACACAAAGACUGCACUCUGGCUGUCUUACUUCUACAGGUCUGUUACUUCUGGCUUACAGUUUGGAACAUCUGGAAUCUCUCAAGUCACUCAGCAACUCCUGCGUAUUCUAAAUCAAAGUGUUAAUUGUUUUACAGACUGGCUUAUUCUGAAUUAAGCUUAAUUUUUCACUGAUAUAGGUAGACAAGACUGGACACUUUGUCAUGGUUUCCAGUAAAAAUACUUAGCAAAGCUGAAUGGUCAGGGCAUGUGAGAAAGAAGGAAGAGAUGGAAACAGGGCGUGGCUUUAUUCUUGUCUCUACAGCCUGCAAGUAUUUUUGUUUAUAUUUUUAUUGUGUACAUUUUUAUACUCUUUUUGGCAGCAUAAUUAUUUGCUUUUCUAAUCUUGUGAAAUAUCUAUUUUUUACCAAAGGUAUUUAAUAUUCUUUUUUUUACUACAGCCUAGAUAAAUGACUUAGUUUUGUAAACAUUGGAGUGAGAGAUAUAGAGAGGAGGAAACAAGAUAAAAUCACUGUUUCAGCAAGGAAAGAAGUUAAAUAGUGUAUAUGCACAUAGAACAGGUAUAAAAAGAUCAUGCUAAAUUUAAGGUUGUGUGCAAAUUAGCCUCUGUGGUGAUGAUGAUAAACGUAAACAUAAAUAGCUAUCAGAAGCCUGUUCUUUAUAUAUUAGCAUCCUGAUACAGAAAAGAUCUAUGGGCAGAAGCAGGCUUCCACAAGCAUAUUGGUUGUUGAAUCAGGGACCACAGGAACUAAUAGGAUGUGUGUUGAAAUAUCUUCAUUUUGGUGGGAUGCACAUUGAAUGUGGAUCCUCAUAAGCAUUUUGACACAGCUAAUCAUGCAAAAAAACCCAUAUGACCUGCAACUAAUGAUGGAUCAGGGUGUAUUUUUAAAAUAGAAAAAAGAAGAGGAGGAGGACUGUCUUGUAAACAUGUUUAUUCAGAAUUGUUUAAUUGGGUACAGUGGUACUUGCUUCCUAGCAAAUAUGUUUCAGAUUACAGUCUUAAUUGUUACAUUAACAUGAGACAUCUCUUGACAAGACUGUCAACACUGCUGACAUUUCAGUGUCAUCUUGCCUCCAUAAUAUAUAAGGUAUUCAUGAAAAAAGACGCACAUAUUUAUUGCUUCAGGUGUAAGGGUUUUUUAUAUCAAUGUUGAUGGUUAUUUUUUCUUAAGAACAAUGGGCUUCCAAUAUUUUAAUGAUGUAUAGUGCAUUUUUAUGAAAUGUGGUUUUACUUAUGUACAGUCUAUAUGUAAGCCAGUACAUUUAUCCACCCUUUGCCAAGAGGGAAAAAGCAGUAAAAUAUUUUGCUUGUACAAUG